CUCGCAGUCCACCAUUUGGUCUGCCCCAUGUGAACGAAAAAGCAAGAAAGAUAUGCUCUUUUCCUCUUCCUUCUCUUCUACCAGAUUCCUCCAAUACCAAUUCACCCUCUAUUCUGAUUCCGAUCCCUUCUUCCUUUUUCGCUUUGAAUUUGCGUUAAUCCGACCGUUGGAUACAUCGGCCACAGUUUGAUAUAGGUGGAUCUGAUCGAGCGAGCAGUGGCGCUGGCGGAUGGCGCUUUUCAGGCGGCUGUUCUAUCGGAAGCCGCCGGAUCGGCUUCUGGAGAUCGCCGAGAGAGUUUACGUAUUCGACUGUUGUUUCUCCACAGAUGUUUUGGAAGAAGAAGAAUACAAGGAUUAUUUGGAUGGUAUUGUAGCACAGCUACAGGACCACUUCCCUGAUGCCUCUUUCAUGGUAUUCAACUUCAGAGAAGGAGAGAGGAGGAGCCAAAUUACAGACAUACUGUCUCAGUAUGAUAUGACUGUCAUGGACUAUCCCCGACAAUAUGAGGGCUGUCCUUUGCUCCCGCUUGAGAUGAUCCACCACUUCUUGCGGUCGAGCGAGAGCUGGUUAUCAUUGGAAGGGCAGCAGAAUGUGUUACUAAUGCAUUGCGAGAGAGGAGGGUGGCCUGUUCUUGCAUUUAUGCUCGCUGGUCUUCUAUUAUACAGAAAACAGUACACUGGGGAGCAGAAGACUCUGGAAAUGGUAUAUAAGCAAGCUCCUAGGGAACUCCUCCAUCUUCUUUCUCCUUUGAAUCCACAACCUUCCCAGUUGAGAUAUCUCCAAUACAUUUCUAGAAGAAGCGGUGGGCUAGAAUGGCCUCCAUCUGAUACUCCAUUGAGGUUGGAUUGCCUCAGUCUAAGAGCCCUUCCCAUGUUUGAUGGAGAAGCAAGUUGCAGGCCCAUCGUCCGUGUUUAUGGUCAGGACCCUUCAAAUGCGACCAACAGGGGUUCCAAGGUUCUGUUUUCAACACCAAAGACAAAGAAACAUGUUCGACGAUACAGACAGGCAGAUUGCGUGCCAGUGAAAAUUGAUGUGGAUUGCCAUGUUCAAGGGGACGUAGUAGUCGAGUGCAUCCAUUUGGACGAGGAUCUGAAGCGUGAGGAGAUGAUGUUCAGGGUUAUGUUUAACACGGCAUUUAUCCGAUCACAUAUUUUGACCCUCAGUCGUGAGGAUAUUGAUGUUUUGUGGAAUGCCAAAGAUCAGUAUCCAAAGGACUUCAUAGCAGAGGUACUCUUUUCGGACCCUCAUGCUAUUGCAUCUGAUAUGACCACAGAAGUGGAAUCAGAAGAUGGGGAUGCAAUGGAAGACGCUCCAGCGGAGGAGUUUUUUGAGGUGGAGGAGAUCUUUAGCAAUGCGGAUUCUCAGGAUGGGAAGGGGGAUUCUGACCCCUUCAUUGGUGAAAAAACAGAUAUAUUGGAUGAAGUGAAUCACAUAUUAGAAGCCAAAACCAUACAAGAUGACGUGGACUAUAAAUUAGAAGUCAGUGAUCAUAAACAUGAUGAGGAAAGAUGGGAUACAGAGAAUAUUGUCCCCCAAAAGAUUUCAGACCCCAAAGUUGAAAAUCAGAGGACAGGACCUGGUGUCCGUGGACAGAAACCUGAGAAAUUACUGCCACCUGCACCAAAGAAACAACCAACUUUAAAUGCAAAACCAGUCUCAGAUCCAGCUUUUGCCAACCAAAAGAUUAAACAACAAGAAUCUCAAGGCAGCCAGGUGAAGCCAACAAAACCAAAGACUGUAUCUCGGUGGAUACCUCCAAACAAAGGACCUUGUGUGGAUUCCAUGCAUGUAUCUUCUCACCCUCCAUCAAGAUAUAAUAGCGCCCCAGCUGCUCUAGCCAUUUGUGCAUGUUCACAAGAUAAUGAUGCAGGUGAAACUCCAGGGCCAUCUCCUGCUGCUGCAGUUCCUGCCUUUUCACUCCUAACGAAGCCACCAUUUCCAUCUCAUGCAGUACCCCCACCACUUCCACCAGAAUCAUUGCCGCCUGUGCAAUCAGAACCCAAUCCUUGUUCUCUACCACCAACAUCACAGGCACCUCCACCUCCUCUGUCGCCUCCAAAAAGAGCGGUACUGCCUCCACCGCCGCCGCCACCACCUCCUCCACGAGCAUUGCCCCCUCCCCCUCCUCCUCCUCCCCCCCCACCACCACCACCGCGAGCAACAACUCCUUCCCCUCCAUUACCACCAUCUUCUGUUCAUCCAACCAUUGCAUUACAUUCUAACAUGUUAAGUAGCUCACCUAUUCCAUCCAUUCGACCUGCUCCAGUCCGUCCAUGUCCCUCCUUUAGUACUACAUUGUAUGAUUCUUGUAUCCAAACCCCGAUUCCACCUCCACCUCCUCCACCACCUCCACCUUUACGCACAGGAGGAACACUUCAGGUCUCUCCUCCUCCCCCACCACUCAUGCAAUCAAGAGCAUCUCCCCCUCCUCCUCCUCCUCCUCCUCCAAUGUGGAAUGUGUUUGGAUCAAUUGCCCCUAUUCCCCCACCUCCGCCUCUCUUGCACUUGGGAGGAACAUCUCAAGGACCUCCCCCUCCACCUCCCCCUCCGCCUCCCCCUCGCUUGGGAGUAACACCUCAUGGUCCUCCCCCUCCCCCUCCCCCUCCCCCUCGCUUGGGAAUGACACCUCAAGGUCCUCCCCCUCCCCCUCCUCCUCCUCCUUCUCCUCCCCCUAGGCAGAAUUCUAUUGGAUUAGUAGCCCCUCCUCAAGGUCCUGGCUCAGUGGCACCUCCCCCGCCGCCACCUCCUCCCAUAGCUACAUCAACCACAUUGAAAUAUGGAGUUGGAAGCCCUCCACCCCCACCACCGCCUCCUAUGCGUGGAGCUCCACCCCCUCCACCUCCUCCUAUACAUGGAACUCCACCCCCACCACCUCCUCCUAUGCGUGGAGGUCCCCCUCCACCACCCCCACCCAUGCGUGGAGGUCCCCCUCCACCACCCCCACCCAUACGUGGAGCUCCACCUCCUCCUCCACCUCCUUCUGGAACACGCGUUCCUGUUCCUCCAGCUGUGCCUAGGGCUUCAGGCGGUGCGGUACCUCCACCUCCAUCUUCACAUUCCUUAGUUGGGGGAAGAGGACGAGGGAUUCCACGUCCAUCAGGCCCAGGUUAUCAAGGAUCAUUUGCUUCAACACCACGAAGAUCAUCAUUGAAGCCACUACACUGGGUGAAGGUAACAAGGGCAGUGCAAGGAAGCUUAUGGGCAGAAUUACAGAAAUUCGACGAACCUCCAAACACUUCAGAAUUUGACGUAUCAGAACUUGAGAGUCUCUUCUCUACCGUAGUCCCGAAAUCGAAUGAUAGUGCUGGAGGUAAAUCAGGAGGGCGCCGCAAAUCUGUUGGAUCUAAAACAGAUAAAGUCCACUUAAUUGAACUGAGACGAGCCAAUAAUGUGGAAAUUAUGCUCACGAAAGUUAAGAUGCCUCUUUCAGAUAUGAUGGGUGCAGCACUGGCAUUGGAUGAUUCAAUUUUAGAUGUUGAUCAAGUGGAAAAUCUCAUAAAGUUUUGUCCUACAAAAGAGGAGAUGGAACUUAUUAAGGGCUACAAUGGUGAGAAGGAAAAUCUUGGAAAAUGCGAACAGUUCUUUUUGGAGUUGAUGAAAGUGCCACGGGUGGAAUCUAAGUUAAGAGUAUUUUCUUUCAAGAUCCAGUUUAACUCCCAGAUUUCAGAUUUUAGGAAGAGUUUAAACACUGUAAACUCUGCAUGUGAUGAGAUUCGAAAUUCUGUCAAAGUGAAGGAAAUCAUGAAGAAAAUUCUUUAUCUUGGAAAUACAUUAAAUCAGGGAACUGCAAGGGGCUCUGCAAUUGGAUUCAAGCUGGACAGCCUUCUAAAGUUAACUGAUACACGUGCUUCCAAUAAUAAGAUGACGCUCAUGCAUUAUCUUUGUAAGGUGCUUGCCUCCAAGUCACCACAACUUCUAGAUUUUCAUGAGGACCUCGUUAGCUUGGAAGCUGCAUCGAAGAUACAAUUGAAGUCCUUGGCAGAAGAAAUGCAAGCUAUAAUCAAAGGAUUGGAGAAGGUUGAACAGGAAUUGGUUGCAUCUGAGAAUGAUGGUCCUGUGUCAGAUGUUUUUUGCAAGACAUUAAAAGAUUUCAUUGUCAUUGCUGGCACAGAAGUUCAAUCCUUAAAAUCACUAUAUAGUGGAGUGGGAAGAAAUGCAGAUGCUCUUGCUGUUUAUUUUGGGGAAGACCCUGCCCGUUGCCCUUUUGAACAAGUUGUAACUACUCUUCUGAAUUUUGUGCGGAUGUUCCGUCGAGCGCAUGAAGAGAAUUGCAAACAAGCUGAACUCGAGAGAAAGAAAGCCCAGAAGGAAGCUGAGAAGGAAGUGGCAAAAACCAUCAACUCCACAAAGAGAAAUAUCAGAUAACUUCCUGCAUUUCAUCUUGGAUUUAUUGUCCAUCUGCCAUUGGACCAAUUUCCCCCAUGCAGCAGGCGGAAAAGAGUAUGCCUCAAACCUGACCUCACUGGUGAAGCAGCCCCACUCUUUCAUACGUGGUUCCAAAGCCCUGCUAUGCUGAAGCCCUACAACAGAAAUCUUGCAAUGGUGAAUGGUCAUGCUCACAUGUACAACACUCCAAGCAAAGAGACUGCUUGUUUGCACGUGGCAGGAACAUCUGCCAGGUUCAAGACAUCCAAGCGGAAGGUAAUGUGGAGCACACCGUUCAGAUCAGCUAGAAAAAUCGGGCCAGGGCCAGUGGAUGGAUUGCUUGAAAAGACUUCCCAACACCUCACAUUUCAAUAUAAUCAGGUGCAACCGGUAUGAGUCGACCAGCCUUUACCUUUGCAAGAGGUCACCUACAUGGUGGGGCAACCUUAGGGGCAGCUCAGAUGUCACCUUGGGACGUGUGCUGCAUGAACUCAUGUGUAGCUGACAUAAGUUGUCUUCUUGCCUUCUUUGGCUGGGGUGUUUUCGAGACUAAACAGAUACCACCGGAUUACCGCAAGCUCAGAUAUUUUUUUUUUGGCGGCAGUUCUAACCAACCAUGUACAAAGCUAACCCUUUCUUCCUUACAUUCCAUUCUUUCUUUUGUAACAUAAAAGGAUUGUUUUUGUUUCCUGAUUCAGAUUCGGCCAAUAGAAUGAGUUCAAAAGCUGUUGUAAAGUGGUAAGAGAAAAGGAAAGCAGAUUUCUUUGUAUUAUUGUAAUAUAUAUCUCACCAGAUAGGCACGUGAUUGGCCUUGUUUUACCAA
Messenger RNA from Magnolia sinica, 5189 nucleotides. Its product is annotated as formin-like protein 20. The record is from RefSeq and is a predicted model, not a curated record. Bases 230 to 4366 code for a protein of 1378 amino acids. The transcript has 17 exons. Lineage: Eukaryota; Viridiplantae; Streptophyta; Magnoliopsida; Magnoliales; Magnoliaceae.